Messenger RNA from Colias croceus (clouded yellow), 681 nucleotides. Its product is annotated as cuticle protein 8-like. The record is from RefSeq and is a predicted model, not a curated record. The transcript has 4 exons. Lineage: Eukaryota; Metazoa; Arthropoda; Insecta; Lepidoptera; Pieridae. The coding region runs from base 93 to 578 and encodes 161 amino acids. Gene Ontology annotation, cellular component: extracellular matrix.
UAAAGUUAGCUAAUUCCGUCACUCAUGUCCCCGAUCUCAUAGGAUUGGAAAUUACGACUGUGUAGUUUAAAUUUAUAAGUACAAAAUACAAAAUGUAUAGGUUACUAGCAUUCUGUGCAAUCCUGUCAGCAUGUGACGCGCUGUUUCCUCUUCAUCAUCAUCACCCACAUCAUCACAUCCCACCGGCGAUAUCCCACCAAGAGAUAGUGAAGCAUGACGGACCUCAUCACCCGAUACCGAUUCAUCAUCCCAUACCAAUUCAUCACCCGAUUCCCGUUCAUCACCACAUUCCCCAUCAUAUUCCACAUGUACCACAUGUGCCUCACCAAAUUCAUCAUGAUCAUUACGCCUUCCCAGAGUACAAGUUCGUAUACUCAGUGCACGACCACCACACGGGAGAUGUGAAGUCCCAGCAUGAGUUCCGUCAUGGGGACCUCGUCCAAGGAGGCUAUGAGCUCGUUGAACCCGACGGCAGGACCAGGAAGGUGGAGUACAAAGCUGACGACCAUACCGGGUUUAAUGCGGUUGUCCAUCAUUCAUCACCUCAUCACCAUAUCCAUGUACAGCAUCAUUUAUAAAUGUUUAUCAUAAAGUAUUACAAUAUCGCGAACACCUCUGUAAUGAAUUUUUUAAAUUAAGUAUGUAAAAGCAAUCAAAUGAGAAUAAAGAAUUAGCGCUAAA